Molecule: messenger RNA, 423 nt
Organism: Phytophthora sojae
Lineage: Eukaryota; Oomycota; Peronosporomycetes; Peronosporales; Peronosporaceae
Exons: 1
Coding region: 1-423 (140 amino acids)
Source: RefSeq, a predicted model, not a curated record
AUGCCACCGGAAUGUUUCGGUGGUACUGGCAUCGGUGAAGACAAGAAACAAUUGGUUCUAUAUCGUCGGCAAGAACUGGUGAAUGAGUGGAACGAAAUCGAGAGGUGCUGCAUCCGGACCUACUCUCACUUAUGGAUCCAUGGUCCACCGGGCACAGGGAAAUCAUGUGCAGCGCUCGCUUAUGCUUGCUCGCUCGAUCGAUCGGAGUGGGAUGUACUUUGGAUUCACAGUUCCGGGCGUAGAGAUCGGUGGCUUAACUGGUUGCAAGGUACAGAAGAAAAAGGGACUAAGCGAACCUGUCGCUUUGGCCAUCGGAUGACGGACUCGUAUCUGCCACAAGUGCUUGACGCGGCCUCUAUCGCUAGAGAAACCAGACCAGCCGUCAACAAACCAACUUUGAAGAAGAAAUCGGAGGAACUAUAG